GAAAGCCCCGCCCCCGUACCCGCUCCCACUCCUGAUUGGCGAGUCCGGCCCAAAGGCGACCUGGCUGUCCCCCGGCCCGCGUCUCAGCUAUAAAGGCGGCGGACGCAUGACCGCCGUGGCGAAGCUCGGAUAGCUGCGGUGCUCUCCCGCUCUCAGCCCCCGCGGCGCCCCCGUUACUCCUUGCCCCCGACCGCUCCGACUCCACCAUGCCUAGGGGCUUCCUGGUAAAGCGAACUAAACGGACAAGCGGCUCGUACCGAGUGCGCCUAGCCGAGCGGGUCUUCCCCUUGCUGGGGCCCCACAGGGCGCCACCCUUCCCCGAGGAGGCUUCCAGUGCCCCCCAGCCCAGUGCCGAGCAGCCGGCAUCCCCCGCCCCGGAGGAGGAGGUGGCCCACGAACUGUCGGGGUCGUCCUGUCAGGCAGCUAGGGUGAGCCCAGGGGCGGGCGGGCGGAAAGGCGCGGGGUGGAGGGCGGAUGGCAGGGAGGGUCCCGGGCCCAGCCCCAGCCCCACGAAGCCAGCCGGCGCGGAGCUACGCCGGGCGUUCCUUGAGCGCUGUCUCAGCUCGCCCGUCUCUGCUGAGUCCUUUCCCGGGGGAGCCGCCGCCGUGGCCGCUUUCUCCUGCUCGGUGGCGCCAGCAGCCGCACCGACCUCGGGGGAGCAGUUCUUGCUGCCGCUCCGGGCACCUUUCCCGGAGCCCGCGCUCCAUCCAGACCCUGCACCCCUCUCGGCCAACCUACACGGCCUGAAGCGGGCCACCGGCGGCGAGCGCCGCGCCAAGGCACCUCCCGGCUGCGCGUCUGGACCCUCUGCCGCAGUAGUGAAGAAGCCAAAGGCCAUGAGGAAGUUGAGCUUCGCCGAUGAAGUCACCACGUCCCCUGUCCUCGGCCUGAAGAUCAAGGAGGAGGAGCCCGGAGCCCCGUCCCAGGGCCUUGGGGGCAGCCGCACACCGUUGGGGGAAUUCAUCUGCCAGCUGUGCAAGGAGCAGUACGCAGACCCCUUCGCUCUAGCUCAACACCGCUGCUCCCGCAUCGUACGCGUCGAGUACCGCUGCCCUGAGUGCGACAAGGUCUUCAGCUGCCCUGCGAACCUCGCCUCACAUCGCCGCUGGCACAAACCCCGUCCUGCAGCGGCAAAUGCCGCCACAGUCUCCUCAGCCGACGGGAAGCUGCUGCCUUCGUCGGCCUCGUCCUCCCAGGAUUCUGGGGCUGUUGCAUCUUAUCUGGCCGAGGGGAAAGAGAACAGCCGGGCAGAGCGAACUGCGGAUCAGCACUUGCAGGCCGGGGACAGCUCCGGAGCGGAGCAGCACCAGGACAGUGCCCGGCAUCAAGGCCUCCAGGUGUUGUCCCACCCCGACCCACCGCUGCCUCAAGUCCCUUAUGCGGAGGGGGUAUUGGGGCGCCGGGUGCCUGGGCCGGGCAGUGCCAGUGGUGUUGGGGGCCCCGAGAUCUUCGUGUGCCCAUAUUGCCACAAAAAGUUCCGUCGCCAAGCCUAUCUACGCAAGCACCUGGGCACUCACGAGGCGGGCUCGGCCGGCACACUGGCCCCGGGCUUUGGCGCCGAACGCGGCGCCCCACUCGCCUUCGCUUGCCCGCUGUGCGGGGCGCACUUCCCGUCGGCAGACAUCAGGGACAAGCACCGGCUGUGGCAUGCGGUCCGCGAGGAGCUGCUCCUGCCCGCUCUGGCCGGGGCGCCCCCUGAAGCACAGAGCCCAGGCGGGGCAUCCGACGCGAGUGCUCAGCAAAUUUUCUCUUGCAAGCACUGCCCGUCCACUUUUUUUAGCUCCCCGGGGCUAACCCGGCACAUCAAUAAGUGCCACCCCUCAGAAAGUCGGCAGGUACUGCUGCUGCAGAUGCCACUGCGGCCGGGUUGUUGAGGGCCAAGAGCCGAGGAAGAUUGUGAGGCUGGCCUUGGAGGAAAGAGAUCAUGGGAAUCUCUGUGGGGAUUUUUUUUCAACUUUCAAGUUGACCCUCUUUCCUUCAUUUUCUCUCCUAAAACUCCCAGUAGUCAAUAUUCCGCCAGAGGAGCGGACAGCGAAAUGUAAAAUCUCUCUGUAGAGCAGGUAUGUAUGUGGUAUAAACUUUCUCGAUCAAGAACCGUCAGCUUUAAAUCCUUCUCACUUUCCCCGCGAAAAUAGGAUUCCACCCCUCGUCCCCCUCCACCCCCACCAAACUCUGGAGAUCCUAACGAAUACUAUAUGACUUGUAAUUCCUAUGGAAAGUCGCAGUGAAUGCGUGCAUGUCUCAGUGUCUACAAAGGAUUCUAGCUACCCAAAGUGGUAGUCCUUAAUCUUUUUUUCUCUUGCCAUCGCAGGCGCCUAUGUAGUCUCUGUCUCAGUAGGGUCAGAUAUCUUGCAUUGUAUAUUCUGUGAAUUAAAAGUUAUGUGAUUGGUGCCAAACUUACACAGGGGUGGGGGCGGAAAUACAAGACUUGUGUCUGUGGGCAGGAAAUGUAAGAGGAUGUUGGGGCUUUUGGGGGAUGUGGGGAAUCGCCCUGGAAACUUUCGUUUUCUCAAUUACAAGUAAUAGUCCAAUCUUCAGUUAGUGUUUGGAGGUGAGGAAUAGCACCUCUUUACUGGAAGGAGUUGACACUCCCCCCAAAUUUUCACUUUUAGCUAUUCUGUGAGCAGUAUUCAGGAAGAGAUACUUAAAACCUUUAAUACAUUUUGGAGAAUAUAAAUGCAUGUCCUUAAGUUUGACUGUUUUAGUAGUUUCAUCCGAAUUGUUUAAUUCUUCUGUUGUAAAUCUCAUAAUGUGUAUUAUAUACGAUACUACGUUCAGCUUAAAGAUGUUAAUACUUUUAAUCCACUAUGGAACUGAAGGGCAAUUCAUUCAAUAUUCAGUGUUUUCUUUUCAGCAGCAACUGGUUUUUGAAUUUCUUUCUGUAAGCAUAUUCAGUGUACAUUCUGUACCUAUGCCCUAAUAGCCAGCGUCUGGGACACUGGCUGAGUACUUCUUGACAGAUAAGCCCAUAUAUGUAAGAUGCUUACCACCAAAUAAAUGUACAUAGCCGGUGCUCUGUUGUGUUCUGUGUUUGUCUUAAGAAUCCCAUUGAACACAGCCUAUUUUUGAAAGCCACAUUUCUUG
This is a messenger RNA of Vicugna pacos (alpaca), 3084 nucleotides long. It is a transcript of the gene INSM2, whose product is annotated as INSM transcriptional repressor 2. Gene Ontology annotation, cellular component: nucleus; transcription repressor complex. NCBI's taxonomy places the organism in Eukaryota, Metazoa, Chordata, Mammalia, Artiodactyla, Camelidae. Gene Ontology annotation, molecular function: DNA-binding transcription repressor activity, RNA polymerase II-specific; RNA polymerase II cis-regulatory region sequence-specific DNA binding. The record is from RefSeq and is a predicted model, not a curated record. Gene Ontology annotation, biological process: regulation of cell cycle process; neuron differentiation; negative regulation of transcription by RNA polymerase II.